AUGCAGAGGACCGUGCUGGACAUGGAAGAUGCUUGGACCAUCUUGAGAAUAGCAACUUGUGCUUGUGGCUGGAUGGCUGCAACUAUGCGCAUUCCAGGGGUGACCUUGCAAGCUGCCUUUGCGGCUGGUGCUAUGGCUCAGAGGCCCAAGUCCCUUGCCACUGCCAGAGGCGCAAAGCCGGUGUUCUUUAAAGUUAGAGAUGUCUUGCAAAUCAGGUAUGGGCUGUACACCUAUGUCUCCAUCAACUUCUUGUUCAAUCGAGGUGGCCAUGUCUACCCCUUCGUGAACAUGAUCUCAUGCUUUCAGGACCCUAUGACGACACCUCUGGAAACCCUGAUCCCCACUGCAGUCGCGAUAGGGAUCUGGCUGGUCCUUCAGCUCAAGCUGCUGGUGGAUGAGAUCCGGGAUGCGAUACGCACGGCGCGGGCUUCCAAGCAUGGGUUCUGGCAGGGACUUCUGCGGGACUACUUAAGGUUCUGGAAUGCAGUCGAUUGGGUCUCCAUUGCUGUUGCCGCCAUGGUGAUCGUCUUCUGGCUCAACGUCCGCACGCAGGUUGAGGUGGUGAAUGGGCUCUUGCCCUCAGUCGUCCGGGCCACGCUGUAUCCGAGCCCAGAAGCUGGAACCGUGCAAGAGCAGCGUCUCGAGUGGUAUCAGCCUACUGCAGAUACUUGGUUCGCUGCGGCCGAGCAGAUGGUCUUAGCAAAUUCUGCCUGCAUCGUGACACGUCUUGAAGCAUUGCCUUGGUUCUCCUACGCUGGCUUGAGCACGUCAGCUCACGUCACCUAUAGUGUGGUUGAGGGGCACCAUGGGGCACCAUGGAAACUAGCCAAGGUGAUCAUCAUCCUCUACCCUUUGGUCGGCCAGACCCGUCUUUGGCAAGCUUUGCGUGUCAUCAUGCUUCGGCUCUUCAAGUCCUUUCAGGCCCAGCCACGGCUGGCGAUCGUCACGGAGACCAUCAAGACCGCAGUCCCCGACUUGGCCCACUUCUUCGUCGUCGCCCUUUGCAUCUUCGGGUGCCUCUUUGCCGGGGCCUCGGGUGAAAAGCGGGGUGGGGGGUGGGGGUGCGUUUAG
Molecule: messenger RNA, 1071 nt
Organism: Symbiodinium natans
Lineage: Eukaryota; Dinophyceae; Suessiales; Symbiodiniaceae
Source: the annotation of a GenBank genome assembly